AUCAUGCAUUGUCCCGGCCAUCAGAAAGGGGAUACUCCAGAGGCCAGAGGAAACAGAUUAGCAGAUGAGACAGCAAAAAAAGCCGCCCUAGGGCCACUACUUCUGAUAAUGACUCUAUUGCCCCAAUGAGCAGACCCACAACAUGAUGACCAUGAGGAACAAUGGGUCUAUGAGGACCAAGAUUUAAGUGUCAUACAGAAACUGGGGGCCACUUACAACCCAGAAGAAAAGACCUGGAAAUACCAGGGAAAGACUAUCAUGCCCCUCAAAAAUGCAAAACAACUGGUGAAGUCCCUACACAGACUGACACAUCUUGGGGCUAAAAAGAUGAAAGAACUCUUAGAACGUGGAGAGGGUACUCUAUAUCUUCCAAAUAGGGAUCGACUCCUCCAGAGGGUUGCAGAAAAUUGUCAGGCAUGUGCCCAGGUAAAUGCUGGUAAAGUCAAACUUGGAACAGGAGUCCGGGUUCGAGGACAUAAACCCGGGACACAUUGGGAAAUAGAUUUCACUGAAGUCAAACCUGGUAUGUAUGGAUAUAAAUAUCUUCUAGUCUUCGUUGAUACUUUUUCCGGAUGGGUCGAAGUGUUCCCCACCCGACAUGAAACUGCCAAAACCGUUGCUAAGAAGCUGUUGGAAGAAAUUUUUCCAAGGUAUGGGGUACCCGGGACAAUUGGGUCGGAUAAUGGGCCUGCCUUCGUCUCCCAGGUAAUUCAGAUGGUGGCCAAUACAUUGGGGAUUAAUUGGAAAUUACACUGUGCUUAUAGACCCCAAAGUUCAGGGCAGGUAAAAAGGAUGAAUAGAACCAUUAAGGAGACUUUAACUAAAUUAACGCUUGAAACUGGCACUAGAGACUGGGUACAACUCCUACCUUUAGCCUUGUAUCGGGCCCGAAACACCCCAGGCCCACAGGGAUUAACUCCAUUUGAAAUCCUGUAUGGUGCCCCACCACCCACUGUUAACUUUUAUGAAACUGAAACCUAUGCCUCCCUCACCCCAUCUAUGCAGACUCAUUUACGUGCCUUGCAAUUGGUCCAGAACGAGGUUUGGAAGCCUCUAGCCGCAGCAUACAAAGAGGAACUUAAAACCCCCUCGCUACCACAUCCCUUCAAGGUCGGAGAUACCGUCUGGGUACGCAGACACCAGAGCAAGAACCUCGAACCACGGUGGAAAGGACCCUACACCAUUCUGCUGACCACUCCUACUGCAAUCAAAGUGGACGGCAUCGCUGCUUGGAUCCACGCGUCCCACGUGAAGACUGCCCAUCCACAGGAGUCCGCAGAUACCUCUCCAGAUCCAGAAUGGAAGCUACAACGCAUCCAAAAUCCACUAAAGAUAAGACUCACUCGCUGUUGAUUUUUUUUUUUGCUUUGUGCUUUAUCUUCCCCAUAUCAGCCGCCUAUAACCCCAACCAGCCUGUGAGCCAGACAUGGCAAGUAAUAUCGGGGACAGGAGAGAUAGUUUGGGAAAAAACUUCCACAAAAUACCCCCUUUGGGCUUGGUGGCCUGCCCUAGACCCUGAUCUUUGUCACCUGCUGGCUGGAGCAGACGACUUUGAUAUCCCGGCUACUGACCCAGCUAAACCAGGUCCAGAAGUGUGCACCA
Messenger RNA from Marmota monax (woodchuck), 1602 nucleotides. RefSeq lists its product as uncharacterized. NCBI's taxonomy places the organism in Eukaryota, Metazoa, Chordata, Mammalia, Rodentia, Sciuridae. The record is from RefSeq and is a predicted model, not a curated record. Gene Ontology annotation, molecular function: nucleic acid binding. The transcript has a single exon. Gene Ontology annotation, biological process: DNA integration. The coding region runs from base 259 to 1353 and encodes 364 amino acids.